Molecule: messenger RNA, 5704 nt
Organism: Gryllus bimaculatus (two-spotted cricket)
Lineage: Eukaryota; Metazoa; Arthropoda; Insecta; Orthoptera; Gryllidae
Source: the annotation of a GenBank genome assembly
GUUGCACUUAGGUCGGGCACGUCAACAUGUCGUUUAUUCCUUUCCGUUGGUGCCCCUGAACUCCGAGUUCUGUGGCAUAUUGGGGAUUAUUUUCCCGCAGUUUUGAUGGCGAAGAAAAUGUGCGUCGUUGUUUGACAGGCCUAUUCACUGUUUACAUAUUUACAUCAAUUGUUAAUUUAUAGAUAAAUGUAACAUGUGGUUUUUGCAUUAAUUGCGUAAGAUGUAUAAUAUUCGAUGAACAAUGCUUGUUGAGGGAAGUAGUGUUUUUGAUUGAACUGGACUUGCUGACAACCAGCGUUUUCGUAUAAAGAUUAGUGUUCUGUAUGAUUUAUUCCAGAGUGUGGAUGGUCUCAUAACCAAUCAUAGAAAUGCCACUUGACAUAGUGUAUCCUCAGGGGUGCCGUCCUGUUACAGAUGAUUUAGGGCCUGAUGAACUCAUUAGGCGACUUAAGACUCUAGCCCAUACCUUACAGGCUAUGGGACAAGAUGAAGGGAUGUAUCAGCAAUACAUUCCAUUGGCCUUACAUCUGGCAGAAGACCACUUUCUUAUGCACCAGAGUCGUGAUGUGCAAUUGCUUAUAGCAUGCUGCAUAGCUGAUGUUCUGCGAGUUUAUGCACCUGAGGCUCCCUAUAAAGAUCCAGAACAAGUUAAGACUAUUUUCCUGUUUCUGAUAAAGCAGCUCUCUGGAUUGAAAGACCCAAAAGAUCCAGCAUUUAAGCGCUACUUUUACUUGUUGGAGAACUUGGCAUAUGUAAAGUCUUUCAACAUGUGCUUUGAGCUGGAAGAUUGCCAAGAAAUAUUUUGUGCUUUAUUUUCACUGAUGUUUAAAAUUGUGAAUGAUGAACAUUCUGGGAAAGUAAAGAGUUUUAUGUUAGAUGUACUCUGUCCCCUGAUAACAGAAUCAGAUAUUGUCUCUAAUGAGUUGUUGGAUAUAAUUCUUAUGAAUGUAGUAGAACCAAACAAAUCUCAACGGAAGAAUGCAUAUUUAUUGGCGAAGGAACUUGUGGUCAAAUGUAGUGAUACUCUUGAGCCCUAUAUUCAAACGUUUUUCAACCAUGUACUCAUUCUGGGUAAAGAAGAACGGGAACUGGGCAUUUGUGGGAAGGUUUAUGAUCUGAUUUAUGAAUUAAAUCAUAUAUGCCCUAGUGUUCUUCUGGCAGUUUUGCCUCAGUUAGAGUGCAAACUGAAAAGUUCCCAGGAAAAUGAACGUUUGGGAGCUGUAGCUUUGCUAGCUCGCAUGUUCAGUGAACGAGAUUCAAAUUUGGCCCGGCACCAUACACAAUUGUGGAAAGCUUUUCUUGGGAGAUUUAAUGAUAUAAGUGUUGCAAUUCGCAUUAAAUGUGUCCAAUAUUCCAUGCAUUUUUUAUUAAAUCACCCUGAACUUCGUAAGGAUAUUACUGAGACACUGAAAUUACGCCAGCAUGAUUCUGAAGAAAAUGUGAGGUAUGAGGUGGUAAUGGCUAUUGUUACUACUGCAAAGAGAGAUUUUGAAGUAGUGUCGGACAGUGAAGAUCUCCUUGAGUUUGUGAAAGAAAGAACAUUAGACAAAAAGUACAAGAUUCGGAAAGAAGCUAUGUCUGGCCUUGCGAUGAUUUAUAAGAAGCAUUUAAAUGAUGCUGAUGUUCCACAGGCAACAAAAAAAGCAGUUACGUGGAUAAAAGACAAGAUUUUACAUGGUUAUUACAUGAGUGGAAUGGAAGACAGGUUACUUGUUGAACGCCUUCUAAAUACUUGCCUGGUACCAUUUCAAUUACCUGCUGAGGAGAGAAUGAAAAAGUUAUAUCAUUUGUUGGGGACAAUUGAUGACCAUGCCACCAAGGCAUUUAUUGAAUUACAAAAACAUCAGUUAGCUGUAAGAAGAAGUGUGUCAGAAUGGCUUGAGCUUCACCGCCGGCCUCAUUCUGUGGAGCGAGAUCGAGAAAUAUCAGCUAAAAUUAUGGUUUUAUCUCGAUUUUUACCGGAACCUGUGAAAGCCCAAGAGUUCUUAACUAAGUUUUCUGUAGAUUUGUUACGUGACCAACAACUAUUGCUUGGAAUGGAAAAUAUUGUCCGACCAGAUAUUAGUUGCAAGGAAUGUGCUGACACUACGAGCUUGGUUUUGAAGAAAUUGGGCCAACCUGUCAUGACAAAUUUAUAUUACAAUACAGUGAAGAUGCUAUUGGAGAGAAUUUCUUCCGUCAUGGUUGAUCAUCAAGCCAUAAAGAUACUUGUUGGUUAUAUUGAAGACUGUCUCAAAGGUGGAAAUCUUAUAGAAGAAGUAGGUUUGCAUCCAAACACAGCUGGCGAGCGAGGUCUUAAGUUAUUAGUGAUGUUGUCAUUUGUGUUUCCAUCACAUUUUCUUCACGAAGAUGUUAUCAGACACCUUAUGUCAUUUCUUGAAUAUGAAGAUGAAUCUGUUGCUCCUUUGGUGCUAUCAGUUCUCACGUUCCUUGGGAAAUAUAAACCCAUUGGGGAACUUUUCCCAGAUAUUGUAAGAGAACUUGUUCCUGUUUGCAAGAAAUUUGCCGAAGUGGGAACACCGAAACAAGCAAAACAAGCAAUUCGAUGCUUAUAUAUAAAUAUGACUCAGGGACCUGAUGCUGUUUUUACAGAAAUACUGGAGAAAGUGAAAGAAAACCUUACUCCUAAUUCAGAGAAUUAUAGAACAGCAAUUGUUGCUCUUGGGCAUAUUGCUUACAAUUUACCAGAUAAAUAUCCUGUACAUAUAAAGAAUAUCGUAUCAAGAAAAAUUGUGAAAGAACUCCUUGUGAAAGAAAACUCCGUAAAUAGUUCGGGAUUUGCUGAUGACUGUGAUUGGUGCAGAGAAGACGAACUUCCUGAAGAAACAAGGUGUAAAGUGGAAGGGAUGAAAACAAUGGCUCGGUGGUUACUAGGAUUGAAGGCUGAUGUAUUGUCUGCUCAGAAGACGUUCCGCAUGCUGAAUGCUUUUAUUGUGAAUCGUGGUGAUUUGUUGCAGCAAGGAAGACAUAGUAAAGCAGAAAUGGCAUGGUUAAGAUUAGCCGCGGGAUGUGCAAUGUUGAAGAUCUGCGAACAGAAGGGGGUUGGUGAUCAGUUCAAUGCUGAACAAUUUUACAAUUUAUCAACUUUAAUGACGGAUGAAGUAAUUCAAGUGCGUGAGAUAUUUGCCACCAAACUUCACAAAGGUCUGGGAAGAGGUAUCCCACAUAAAUGUUUGCCUUUAGAUUUCAUGGGUUAUUAUGCCUUGGCUGGUUUAGAAACAGACAAAAGGCUAAAAACCAUUAUGAGACAAUACAUGGUUACAGAUAUCAAUAAGCGGCGUGAAUAUGUGAAAAGUAUCAGCAUGGGAACAAGCUCAGCAGGUGCUGUUGAAAAGGCAAUGCCGCAGUUAACUCAUAUUUUGCCUGAUUAUAUGCUAGUUUUUGCUGUACCUGUAUUAGCCCAUGAUCCUGAAUUUACAACAUUUGAUGAUGUAGAUUACUUAAACAAAAUUCGGCAAUGUUUAUGGUUUGUUCUGGAGCCACUUAUCACAAAAAAUGAUAUGUACUGCUUUGGAUUUUAUAAAAAUCUCAUUGAUAAAAUGAAACAUCACAAAGAUGCAAUCAAAGGGGAGGAUGAUACAGUCAAUUAUAAACUUUGGGCAGUUUGUGAUCUUGCGAUGGCAUUGAUUCUGUCCAAAUCAACAAAUUAUGAUCUGAAAGAAUAUCCCACUGAGGCCCGCAUCCCAACAAUGUACUUCCGUCGUCAUGAGGAUGGGCUUUUUGUGAAUACAAAGAUAUAUAUACCUGUGGAACUGCAGUUCCAACCUCCUAAGAAGACUGGUUUACCACUUUCCGUACCCACAGAAAAUAAGGGAGCAAGGAAAACAAGAGGAAGGACAUUAAAGCAAGAUAAAGGAGUUGGAUUGAAUGAAACUGAUGUUAAGCAAGAGGAUGGAGCUGAUUGCAUUGACGCAGAGCCAUCUGAAGCAUCAGAAACAAAAAUACAACUCCCUGGUAUGGAGGAAGAGUCAGAAACUGAAUGUGGGGAACCUCCAGCGAAACGGCCAGCGCUGGAUAUGAGACAAAAAGUGGAAUCUGUGUGACUUCUUCAGAACAACAUUUCUUCAAAGAAAACAAUGGAAUGUAGUUCCAAAAUGAUUCUGAUCCCUUCAAGUGACUCUUGCUUGGGUUGUCCAGUUUCAGUUGUACUGAUUUGAAUGGUGAGCAUUGUGUGCAGUACAGCAGGAUCUCUAGUCAGGCUGCUAUUGCUACAAUGACUGUUGAGUGUGUGUGAACAAGAAUCAAUUGAUUUGCAAAUGAACUUCAAAAACCACAUUGUGUUUGGAGUGGCUGACGUCUGAGAAAAAGCAUUUUAAAAGUGUGGAAUGAGCUUAGUGAACGUAUGUGUUAUAGAUAUAGGAACACAUCCAGGAGGAAUUCCUUGCUCUGUGUUGCAGUUUUUCAGAGAAAUGAACUCUGUUGAGAAGGUAAUUGCUGUUGUAUUUGUUACAAGCAUUAUAUUGUUAAGAAGGGAUUUUUCCAGAUUAUUGUGUUUGUUAUCUUUUUAUUAUUUUUUUUUAAUUUUUUUUUUACAUUUGUUUCUUCUCUACUCUCUUGUAAUUAUAGGAUCAAAGCUACUGCCAGUACACCUGCUGUGUCUCUAUUGGUAGUAAAUUAGCUAUUUUGUAUCUUUAUACAAAUAUAAUUUGUACACAUCAGGCAACGUGCAAAUUUGUGAAGGGCAAUUCACGUCUCAGUGGUUAAUCGAAAGCUACUGCAAUCUUUUAUCUUCAGUUUUGCAACAGUUCUUCUAAUGGCAAUUAACUUGAUGCACUUGUAUGCAAACGUUAUCAUGAAUGAAUUUGUCGAUCUUUAAAUUUCUUUUUUAAAAUCAAGGUUUUAUUUUUAAAUAUAAUUUUUCUUGCGAUAAUUUUGAUAUCUUGUUUCUCAUCACUUGUAUUAUUUCUCAGUGAUAUAAUCUAGAAUGCCAAUGAGGUGACAGUUGUUGCCAUGCGUAUUAUAGUGAUAACAAGUUUUGCUGUACUUCUUUCUUUAUAUUUUAAUUCUGUUCCCCAAAACACGUUUUGUAUAUUUACUUUUCAUGAGAAGGCUUGUAUUUACUAAAAUAGCCAUGUAUUGUUUCUUAAAAGCAGUUUGAACUGUAUGAAAUGUAUAAAGACUGUGUGAAUAUGUGUCAGUUUCAUUACCCUAAAAAACAAGAGUUACUUGAAGGCGAGUGGAAGACCUUACAGGGCAAAUGAAAUGCUGGCAGCAGUAACAAAUUCACGAUCGAGUAUUUUUUAGAUACUUUAUGACUAAGGACAUUAUACUAUAUUUUUAAAAUAUGCAUUUGUACUGUUUGUGGCUCCAAGUGAUGUAAAAUGAAUUUUUUUAGUAUGUUGUGCAUGGGAUUCUUAUUUAUAUUCAAUUAGAAUAUGCAAAUAAAAUCUAGUUAUUUUUUGAAGAGCUUAUUGCUGCCAAGCAUUCUUGGUUCUAUUGGAUUUUUUCUUGUUAAUGUGUGGUCUAGAAACAGUUGCAAUUGUGCAUACAACUUGGCACCUUGCAGGAACUUUUCAAAAAAGAGAAAAUAGGGGAAAAAAAGGAGGUAUGGUUUGCAGCACGGAGUUAGCAUGUAGUAUUAUUUCAUUAUUUCUGAAAUUUAUUAAUAAAUAUAAAAUUUUUGUCCAAAUUUGUGUAGUAUUUUCAUUCAAUAUGCAUAUGUCACCUUAUCAAUUAUUUCUGUGGGCUAUCAUCUGAUAGAAUU